Messenger RNA from Aphanomyces invadans, 1196 nucleotides. RefSeq lists its product as hypothetical. Gene Ontology annotation, cellular component: WASH complex. The coding region runs from base 33 to 1112 and encodes 359 amino acids. Gene Ontology annotation, biological process: exocytosis; actin filament polymerization. The transcript is spliced from 4 exons. NCBI's taxonomy places the organism in Eukaryota, Oomycota, Saprolegniomycetes, Saprolegniales, Verrucalvaceae. The record is from RefSeq and is a predicted model, not a curated record.
GAGAGAGACUGCGGCUCUCACACGAGAGAGGCAUGUCGUUGCUGGAAGCGCCGCCGCCAGUGGCGGAGACCGCUCUGGUCGUGUCAAGGGGCUCCCCCCCACAAGAAGAGCUCCCAGUCGACUUGAUGCAGCUGCCGUCGAUUCCUCUUCAAAAGUCGCUGCUGUUACUGACCAACUUCUGCACCAACACGGUGCGCUUCAUCAACCACUUUUCCAGUCUCUGCGAAGAACGACUCGCCACGACGUCCAAGAACCUCACAAGGCUCGAGAUCUCACUCGCGAUUUUGGAAGCCAAGCUCAACAGCAUUCCCGACUUGGCGAUCUCGACGACCCCAGCCGAUCUCCCACGUGAUCUCAACUUGCCUCCAACAGAUGCCGCCCCAGCGCCUCCACCGCCACCUCCCCCUGGACCUGCUCCGGACGCAACGUCCAUUUCCGGCAGCCCACCCCCGCCACCUCCACCACCUCCAUCUAGUUCGUUGGACAGUCCACCACCGCCGCCACCAUCUCCACCUGCAGCCCCUGAAGUUUCACUGCUCAAGCUCAAAGACGAUCCCAUGUACGCAACGUACUUUACCAUGCAGCGACUGCGAAUGCCCAUGGGAGCCAUCCGUCAAAAGAUGCUCAUGGAUGGAUUGGAUCCCGAUAUCUUGAGCAUGGACCCAGAGGGCCCGUCUCCGUCCGCUACGAGUCUGGUUGUCUCGGCGUCCGACGUGCCGCCAUCCGACGAGCACUCGACAGCGUUAACGCUUGUACCUGUCGCCCCGGAAGGAUCAAGUCAACCGCCACCACCUCCUCCUCCUCCUUCCACAGGCCUCCCGCCCGUUCUACCUGUCCCGGACCCGAGAACCGACAUGCCGCCACCGCCUCCAACCACCGACCCAGCCGUCUCUCCAGCUGCUCCCCCUGCAGCGGCCCCACCGACCUUUGUAAAGCUCAAGGACGACCCCAUGUUUGAAAAGUACUUCAAAAUGCAAAAACUCGGCAUGCCGGAAGCCGUGAUUCGCCACAAACUCGCCAUGGACGGCGUCACCGUCGACAUUUUCAGCAUGGACCCCGACGGUCCGUCACCAAAUCGAGACGCCGCCGCCGCCGACGACGACGACUUUUAGCGUCGACAUCGUGUGGCGCAACCGAACACGUUGAAUUGAUCGCACUGCUUGUUAAAAUAAUAAUCGCUUCCCAUCUACACGGCG